Molecule: messenger RNA, 1461 nt
Organism: Mesocricetus auratus (golden hamster)
Lineage: Eukaryota; Metazoa; Chordata; Mammalia; Rodentia; Cricetidae
Gene: Pdx1
Product: pancreatic and duodenal homeobox 1
Biological process (GO): type B pancreatic cell differentiation; regulation of transcription by RNA polymerase II
Cellular component (GO): nucleus
Molecular function (GO): DNA-binding transcription factor activity, RNA polymerase II-specific; RNA polymerase II cis-regulatory region sequence-specific DNA binding
Source: RefSeq, marked provisional
GCGUUGGGAGUCCGUGAGCAGCGCCAAGGCCUGACUUGCAGUUUCCUACCCGGGGCUACUGUCCCUCCCAAGUGCCCGCUGCCACCAUGAACGGUGAGGAGCAGUACUAUGCGGCCACACAGCUCUACAAGGAUCCUUGCGCAUUCCAGAGGGGCCCGGUGCCAGAAUUCAGCGCUAACCCCCCUGCGUGCCUGUACAUGGGCCGCCAGCCCCCACCUCCGCCGCCACCCCAGUUCGCAGGAGCAUUGGGGACACUGGAGCAGGGAAGUCCCCCGGACAUCUCCCCGUACGAAGUGCCCCCGCUCGCCGAAGACCCUGCGGUGGCGCACCUCCACCACCACCUCCCUGCUCAACUCGGGCUCGCCCACCCGCCCUCCGGGCCUUUCCCGAAUGGAACAGAGCCUGGGGGCCUGGAAGAGCCCAGCCGCGGUCAGCUCCCUUUCCCGUGGAUGAAAUCCACCAAAGCUCAUGCGUGGAAAGGCCAGUGGGCAGGCGGCGCAUACGCAGUGGAACCGGAGGAGAACAAGCGGACCCGUACAGCCUACACGCGGGCGCAGCUGCUGGAGCUGGAGAAGGAAUUCUUAUUUAACAAAUACAUAUCCCGACCUCGCAGGGUGGAGCUGGCAGUGAUGCUGAACCUGACCGAGAGACACAUCAAGAUCUGGUUCCAAAACCGUCGCAUGAAGUGGAAGAAGGAGGAGGAUAAAAAGCGAAGUAGCGGGACCGCGAGUGGGGGAGUUGGGGGCGAGGAGCCAGAACAGGAUAGUGCGGUGACCUCUGGCGAGGAGCUGCUGGCCCUGCCGCCGCCACCACCUCCCGGUGGUGCUGUGCCCCCAGGCGUCCCCGCUGCAGCCAGGGAGGGCCGCCUGCCUCCGGGCCUUAGUGCGUCACCACAGCCCUCCAGCAUCGCGCCUCGGCGACCGCAAGAACCUCGGUGAGGACGGCAGGCUGAAGGUGACUUCCAUGCGCGUGGGCAGCUAGAUAGGGAGGGAAUGAUGAAACUUAACCUUGAUGCCACGCAAGAAAAUCUUGAGGGCACAUGCCAGUUGGGUACGGCCGGAGAGAUGCUGGCAGACUUGGGGGGGAGGGGAAAAAGAGGCCUUGGCUUCGGAAACCUUUUGAGGUGGCGCCUCUGUUGGGCACGUCUCUCCCUGCCUCCAAGACUCUUUCCUUGGUCAAAUAAGGAGAACUGGACUCCACAGGGACGAAAAGGGUACAAACUUGAGCAUUCGCCGAUGUCCAGCGGGCAAGCCGGUCUGGGUGCCUUUGUCUGCCCAGAAACAACGGCUGGGUCGACCAUUUUAAGGUUAGGAAUCAUGAAAAUGAACUGCUAGAGGUUUCAAAGUUGCGGGGACGCGUGUGCUUCUUCCUGCCGGCCCUUCCUCUUCGCCUGCUCCCUCCUUUCCUACUUCCCCUCCCCUAGAUUCUUCCCCUCUUUAGUAAAAUAUUUCAUUACAUCCA